Messenger RNA from Aedes albopictus (Asian tiger mosquito), 788 nucleotides. RefSeq names its product formin-like protein. Gene Ontology annotation, molecular function: actin filament binding. The transcript has 2 exons. The record is from RefSeq and is a predicted model, not a curated record. NCBI's taxonomy places the organism in Eukaryota, Metazoa, Arthropoda, Insecta, Diptera, Culicidae. The coding region runs from base 1 to 324 and encodes 107 amino acids. Gene Ontology annotation, biological process: regulation of cell shape; cell migration; cortical actin cytoskeleton organization. Gene Ontology annotation, cellular component: cytosol.
AUGGGGCCGGCAACGGAACGGCAACGGAAUGCGUGCAAAACACAGUGGUUCAAAACUACACAUUUAAACACCCAUAUUCCAAUUUCUUCUCGCCCAACCUUACCCCAACAGGAAGCGGUCAUCAACGAGCUCAAGACCAAGACCAACUCGGUGCGGGAGAAGAAGCUGCUCCAGCAGGACGAGGUCUACAACGGAGCACUGGAGGACAUCCUGCUGGGGCUGAAGAACGAACCAUACCGCAGAGCGGACGCAGUCCGGCGAAGUCAACGGCGGCGUAUCGACAGCAAUCGACUAUCGCGAACCAUGGAGGAGAUGGAGUUCUGAUCGUAGAUCAUCGGGAUGUUUUAGGAUUUUAAACAAAAAAAAAAUGUGAUUUUAAACCACGUUCACCUAUCUAGAGGUGAGUGAACGGCGCACAUCUCUCGUAAACAGCAACAACACUCAAAACAGUAAGCACAAUAAUGACUAUUAAUGAUAAUGACAAACGCAAACAUUCGCAGUGAAGGCUCUCUCGUUUUUCUGGCACAGUUAUAUAAAAUAUUGUUCUUUUUUUCUGUAAGUAGUAACGUUAUUUUCCUUGUAUAAAGAGGCAAUUUUAAGUCAUAGUUUUAGGGAAGAAAAACGAUGAGACGUCUGGUGGAAAACUUGUUUUUAUACUAUGUUAUUAAUAUUUGAUUCACGAUCUUUCAGUGACAAACUAUACGUUUAUUUUAUGUAUAUAUUUUGUUCAUUAAAUUGACAUAAGACAUACGCAUUAAUAUACACUAAAAGAAGUCCAUCAAUUUAUG